This is a messenger RNA of Cladophialophora carrionii CBS 160.54, 1221 nucleotides long. RefSeq lists its product as uncharacterized. Lineage: Eukaryota; Fungi; Ascomycota; Eurotiomycetes; Chaetothyriales; Herpotrichiellaceae. The record is from RefSeq and is a predicted model, not a curated record. The transcript has a single exon. Bases 1 to 1221 code for a protein of 406 amino acids.
AUGUGGCUUCUCAACACCACAACACUCAAGCUCCACGAGUUCCAUUCCAACCCUCCGCCUUACGCCAUUCUCUCGCGCACAUGGGGCAAAGAAGAGGUACUGUUUCAAGAUCUGGGGACUGCAGACUACAAGAGGAAGGAGGGCUACCCAAAGAUUGAAGGCUGCUGUGCUCAGGCCAAAGCAGACGGCCUCGCGUACGCCUGGGUGGACACAUGUUGUAUCGACAAGCGGAGCAGUUCUGAGUUGUCUGAAGCCAUCAAUUCUAUGUUCCGGUGGUACAGUGAAGCUCAUGUUUGCUAUGUGCAUCUCUCCGAUGUCGACAACGAUCCAUUGUCAAGGUCUUUCGAGAAUAGCCGUUGGUGGACACGUAGCUGGACGCUGCAAGAACUCCUUGCGCCUACUCAUGUGGUGUUUUACGACAGAUUAUGGCGCGAGAUUGGGACCAAGAUGAGUAUGCUUGACCAAAUCGUCGUGAUCACGGGCAUAUCACGCAGACAUUUGUCAGAUCCAGCAAUUGUGAAAUACGAAUGCGCGGCUGAGAUAAUGCUCUGGGCAUCACGGAGAGAGACCACAAGAACCGAAGACAUUGCUUACUGCCUAAUGGGUAUUUUCGACAUCAACAUGCCUCUAUUAUACGGAGAAGGCCUGCGCGCGUUUCAGAGACUGCAAUCGGAAAUUCUGACGAAAACAGGCGACCAGUCCAUCCUAGCAUGGACGUCCGAGUCUACUGCUCGAGUCGGACAGGACCUUCGCGUCUCUUUCGCGAGCUCUCCAACAAGCUUCUCAACCACCUCCAUCGAACGAAUGGCACAGGAUGCAACUGCCGUAUCGAUAGACAACAUGGGUAUCUCUAUUUCAAUGCCAUUAAUCACAGCGACAGGCAAGCCUGCGCCUCGCAACGGUGCCGCCAUGAUCGGCAUCCUCAAUUGCCGUCGCGAGGGUAGAAGAAUAGGGAUACAUCUUUGCAUGGCCCCUGACAACACGAACUACAUGCGGCAGUGUCCGAACAAAUUGUUUGCUGUUGCGACAACGGUGCCAAUUCCCCCUCCAGAGAGAAUAUAUCUAUCCAUGUUCGAAUACUUCACAAUGCGGCAAAAGCCUCCGAAAGUUACACGGAUUUCAAUCCAUUGCGCAGCAGAGAGCAAGCGGUGCUACCGGAUAGUACACAUAGGCGACCAUUUUGGAAAUCCGAUCUCGUCCGGCGACCAAUCUCAAGAAUAG